CCAGGUGUUUGAAGGGACAUGGGCAACACAUCGUCCGCCCCAGGGGACGAGGCCGCUGGUUUGGCUCACCAGAUGUGUGGGUGCCAGCGGGGGGACGAACCCGAACUGAGUCAAGCGCUGCUGAGUGGGAGUGCUUGGAGGGUGACGAGGGUACUCACGAACGCACCCCAGCUCGUGGUAGGCAAUGCCGUCAUUUCUGCACGUUUGCACUGUUUGUGAGGGUCGGCUUGUGUGCGGGGCUCGUUGUGUGCAGGAGUCUCCCCUAUUAUUUGAGGGCAACGCCAAGCUGCUCGCUGCCCUGGAGAAGGUGAUGCAGCGCAAGGACAUCUCGACCGUCAAGGCCCUUCUCGAGGCAGGUAUCUCACCCAACGCCCCGCUCGCUCAGCCACCACCUCCAACUCGGAAACGGCCUCCGUCAAGCACCGGCCCUGUGGGGUCGUGCACGGGCGGGACAGAGGGCGAUGAGGCCGGUGCUGCUGCGGUGGCUGACAUGAGUGGGGAAGAUGCGGGUGUGGGCCAUGUGCCGAUGUGGUUUCAGCACUCGUGUCGCGUGCCGCUGUGGAACAUUUUCGUGCUCAUGCUCGACCACGGGGCCGACCCAGGUAGAUUGGGCCAGCAUCCUCAAUCUCACGCGAAAGGGUAUAUGCCCUUGGCCGUCUCGUUUGUGGAUGCAGAAUGUGGUCUGGUGGCGGCAUGCCUUGAAGGCAGCGCCGAUAUGGUAAAGAUGCUCUUGGUGAAAGGGGCGAACCCCGACAGAAUCCGAGUGAGAGAUGAGCUGUUACAACACGGCCCGCAGUGCAGGCACACAGGUACGUAUCUGCGCGCUGUGCAUUGAUCAGGAGGGCAGGACCCCACUGUCAGCCGCGGUGGAGAGUGAGGUCGACCGUCAUCGGAAGGUGGAACUGCUGUUGCAGCAUGGGGCCGACCCCAACUCGCCCCUCCCUGACGAAUCCUCCCCGCCCCUCCUGAUGAAGUCACCAUGAAACGGGACAUCAAAUCGGUACGUCAGACAGACAGGAAGGGGAAUGGUCAACGAAUGAUAGGUGUGUCUGUCAUUUGUUCGUUGUCAGCUGGGUAUGUUGCUGGAUGCGGGUGCUGAUCCUAACGUGUCGAUGGCUGAGGAGGGUUUGCCGACUCCGCUGUUCUACAGUGUGUACUGGGGCAAUGUGGAUGCGGUGGAGAUGCUCUGCAGAUAUGACGUGGACCUGGCCAUGCGCAAGUACACUGAUGAGGAUGUGUUCGAGGUCGCCAGGAACAUCCUCGACUUCUCAAAGGUGAGCCGCCCUGUCUCUCUCCGUCUGUACGUGGCCGACUGGCUGUGUGGGUCGUGUGGGGUGGUGGUUGCUUUGUUGCAGGUGCCCAAGCCGAAGCACAUUGCCCGGCUGCUCCUCCCAAACACCCCCACAGAGACGUGUGCAAAGAUACUCGACGUACUAGGUACGACGCCGAACACAGUAAAAGCCUCCUUUGUGUGUGGAUUUUGCAAUAUCCGUGAUGCUGCAGAGGAGUGUCGGUCGCGACAGCAGCAGCGGCAACAGCAGGAAGCCCGUCUAGACGCGCCAUCCACCACGUCAGGAUCAGCAUCAGGGUCAAGCUGCUCGGCUGUCUUCGAGAGCCCCUGCCGCGAGAGAGACAGCAUCUCAUCCAUCGUGGCUCCGCCCCCCCACAUAGUGGUCAACCGUGUCUCUGUGGGGGUCAUGCCGCCCGACCCGCUGGAUGAGAAUGAUCCACUGCGCACACAGCAGGAUGGGCACGAUGGGGGCGAGGGUGAUGAUGAGAGUGGAGAGGUUGAUGACCGUGCGAUGAGGGAUCCCGAGCUGAGGCGGCAGACUAUUUCUAUCGACAGGCAGCUGCAGGGGCAGGGCAGCAAGGACAGUGCCCUCUGGUACAGCUAUGGCGAAUGAGUGGCUGGAUGGCUAUGGGUGCGGUCAAAGGUUCUUCUGCCCCUGGGUGCAUGGUGUGCGCUUGCAUCUUUCUUCACGUGUGUGGUUUGCGUGGUGUUUUGUCUUCUUCAUUUGUUAGCCAACCAACAUACAUACGACGGUCUCAUUUGUUCAUGUCUGUACUCACAGACCCCCACGCAACAUGUAUGUCAUGUCUGUGUGUGUGUGUGUCACUCGUCACCGGACUUGACCCCACCCAUCCCCUCUUCAUUCAUUCAUUCGCUGCAAUAGCAACAUACAUACGUGCGCACGUCACGUACUGACUCAAUUCGAAGCAUCCACC
Vitrella brassicaformis is the source of this 2226-nucleotide messenger RNA. The record is from the annotation of a GenBank genome assembly. Lineage: Eukaryota; Vitrellaceae.